This is a messenger RNA of Apis mellifera (honey bee), 2403 nucleotides long. Its product is annotated as venom carboxylesterase-6-like. The transcript is spliced from 9 exons. Bases 366 to 2321 code for a protein of 651 amino acids. The record is from RefSeq and is a predicted model, not a curated record. Lineage: Eukaryota; Metazoa; Arthropoda; Insecta; Hymenoptera; Apidae.
UAUAUAGUAGUGUCUAACGCGAGUUGUAAAGUUGUAUCCGUCUUACACGAUCUCAUAACGCAAUAUCAUAGAAUCAAUCGAACAACCGUUUUAACACAACGGUUCCUCAAUUUAAUCCACUCUAACUGAUUCCACGCAAAAUUCGAUGAUCUAUCGUUUUCUGAGCAACGCUCGUACGCGUUGAAGUGAAGGAAAGAAAGAUCGGCGAGCGCCACUCAUUCGAGAGAGAGAGAGCUCGAAUCAGCUUAAUCAGCCGCUCGAUCUUCUUUCGUUUUCGCGCUCAGAAGCGGCUGAUCCACGGAUCGAGCGCGACCGCAGCUUCUCGGGAAGAUUUUUGCUCGCGAAAGCCAAAGGAACGGGUUUCGAUGGGAAGAAAUUGCUCGAUCGAUAAUUGCUCGUUGGGCGUGUUAAUCGCGCUGGCUACGGUGCUCGCGACCGGUUUUAACUGGGAUGCGAGGGUGACGACCAAGUUUGGCGACAUUAAAGGACUUUGGAGCAGAAGCUCGAGGGGGAGGCUCGUGGCGCAUUAUCUGGGUAUCCCUUACGCCCUGCCGCCCCUGGGCGACUUGAGAUUCAGGAGCCCCCAGCCGUGGGAUCGAAGGUGGAACGGGACGUUGGAAGCCACGAGGAACAGCCCAUCGUGCUAUCAGAUGUCAAAGGAUGGGAGCAUGGUUGGAGAGGAGGAUUGCCUCUAUCUCAAUGUUUACGUGCCCAGAGAAAUUUCAGAAAAUGUGAAGAAAAGUGGGCUUCCGGUAAUGGUAUACGUGUACGGUGGAAAAUUCUCCACUGGUAAUGCUAGCAGCCACAAAUUUCCACCAGAUUAUAUAAUGGAUCAGGACGUAAUCUUGGUUCUGAUGAAUUAUCGUACAAAUCUUUUAGGAUUCUUCAGCACUGGCACCAGAGCCUGUCCGGGUAACUACGGUCUGAAAGACAUCGUGCAGGCGCUACGUUGGGUCCAGGAAAACAUUCGCUCGUUCAAUGGGAAUCCGAAGAAAGUGACGCUGUGGGGUCACAGCGCUGGCGCCGCAGCCGUUCACAUGUUGGCCCUUAACGAGAAAACGGAGGGGUUGUUCAACAGGUACAUCCUGCAAAGCGGGUACGCCGUCAGCCCUUGGGCCACGAGCCCCACAAGCUUGAUAAGAAGGAUAGCGCUCGAGACAGCCGACCAUCUUCAUUGUCUUCCUUCGAGAAGGAAAGAGGAGGGGGAUAAGGGGGGCGGGGAAACGGGGAACGAGGCGAGGAGGGGGGAGGAAGGAGGAAGGACAACGUACACACCGGAUGUGGCGAUCAGUGGAAGCGGGAUGGAAGACGGGACGGAAGAGUACAGCGAGGAGGAGGAGGAAGAAAUGAUGAAGUGUUUGAGGAAUGUUAAAGUCGAGGAGUUGGGGAAUAUACUGGAUCGUUAUUACAAUGUAUUGAAUAAGUCAUGCUGCCUCUUUAAACCGACCAUCGAGGAGGAAUCAAACGACGCUAUCGUGACGAUGCAUCCCUUAACAGCGAUAAAAAACCGCUUAUUCAGAGAUAUACCAUUUAUUAUGGGAGUGGUUCAGAAAGAAGGACUCGUGAAUACGAUCGAAUACGUGACGAACACGAGCUGCCAAGAUGAGCUGAUAAAUAAUUUCGAGGAGCACGUGGCUCGAUUGACCAAGUACGAUUGGAUAAUUUCAAACUUCACGCCGUUGGCCGAGCCCAUAGAGAAAUUCUACUUCGACGGGAAUGUGUCCUCUGCGAACGUGGUUCAAAAUAUCACGAACGUUUCAAGCGACGGCUUCAUGUUAUACCCGGCGUAUCAGACGUUGAAGUACCAAUCGAAAGCGAUGAAUUCGAGCACGUAUUUUUACUUGUUCAACUACGAGGGCACGUUCAGCUACUUUUUCACCCUUGGAUACCAAACCCGUUACGGGGUGACGCAUAAUGACGACUUGAACUACUUGAUCCCCACGUUGAACGUGAAAUUAAAGGACCUAAUGUUGCACAACACCGAGGACGAUGUUACCAUGAUCAACAUAAUGAACGAAUUGUGGACCAAUUUCGCGAGCACGGGCGUACCGACGGCUUGGAAGAUAUCGUCGUGGCCCGAUUACAAGGAUUCCGGCCAGUUCCUUUUGAUCGGGGAUGGAAAAAUCCCGAGCGUGACCGUGGGCGACACGUUUUUCCAGGAACGAAUGGAAUUUUGGGACGAAUUGUACGCAAACAUAACACCGUACCUGACCUUUGCCCAAAAAGUAUCCGACGACGCUUCCAGCAACGCUUCCACCAACGAAUAUUCCAUACGAAUAUUUUUCUAUUUGACAUUAAUCUUACUUGCGAUCUGUUUAUAAACAAAAUUCAAUUUAGACAUGUAUAUACGAGGAAUAUUACAAUAUAAACUAUUCCUAACGAACAAAGAAGACGCGAGAAUUA